Dichomitus squalens LYAD-421 SS1 is the source of this 947-nucleotide messenger RNA. RefSeq lists its product as uncharacterized. The record is from RefSeq and is a predicted model, not a curated record. The transcript has 5 exons. Bases 138 to 530 code for a protein of 130 amino acids. Lineage: Eukaryota; Fungi; Basidiomycota; Agaricomycetes; Polyporales; Polyporaceae.
GACUUCGAUCUCAUGCUCUCACCUCACCUAGACUUGCGAAGCGAUUUACUAUCACCGAGGCGAAAAGCUCAUCAGACCACUGCUUGGGAAACCGAGGAGGAUGCAAGGUACCCGGCACGUUAUCUCAUCAGGCAUCAAUGCCACCGAACCCGACCAUCCAAGCAAUAUUCCGGACGAAGCAGGUUUCGGCAUGGCUGAUGUCGCUAUGCGUGCGGGUGGAUAGCUAUUCUUGCUCCCUGAUACGUUUCUGCGACAUUCCAAGGAUAGCAGACAAACAACGACCUAUCACUUGCACGCAGUUCUCGUCCGACAGUGACCUUCAGCUUACAGACUGCGUCAUGUCCGCAGACGAGAGAUGCACAGUGUUUCAUAGUGCCGAAACCAACACGGUGAGUGUCAGUACACGACGAUUCGAGGCACGCUACACUCCUUCGGAUAGCCUCAUAACCCCGUAUGUUCAGCGGAACCGUACUAAAUUGUUCGCUCCAAUGGCCAUGGAAAUCAUAGCCCACGCAAGUACGUGCCCUUGAAUCUGGUCCGCCAAAUCUCUAGGAGAAUGCGGCGAUGACGCCAUCCGUCCUUCUCAACAUUCAUACAAGGGUUUGCAAAGGUCGCUUCCUUGCCUUAUGCUAUUCGGUAUUCGUUGCUUGUGUUCGGUUCAAUAUAACCGGCAACUUCCACUAUCGCAUGCGCACUGAUCAUCACGGAAGUGGGGACGAAGCAACAGAGACGGUCAGCGGAAAUGAACGCGGACGACUGACUAGAAUCACCGGUAUCACUGUUCAAGAAGGCAGCCUAAAUGAAUGCAUAGCCUCAGGCAUACGGUCCAACUUUGGUAUCGAUGCGCCAUACGCAGAGUCGAAAGUCCUUCACGGUGGACCACGGAUGCCAUUACUGCGCCCCCCAGUGAGACUACUGUCCCGCUAAGCCCGCUUGGGCUGCACACC